Messenger RNA from Adineta ricciae, 1095 nucleotides. NCBI's taxonomy places the organism in Eukaryota, Metazoa, Rotifera, Eurotatoria, Adinetida, Adinetidae. The record is from the annotation of a GenBank genome assembly.
AUGGAUACGAAUGAAACCGCUCCAGUAGUUCUGCAAACAAAGCAGCACUUCGAAGUUCUGGACGGAUUAAGGGGAAUUGCUGCGCUGGCCGUUGUAACGUUUCAUUUUAUGGAAUGGGUUUAUGUUGAUCAAAGCAAGAACUUUAUUGGACACGGUUUUUUAGCUGUCGAUUUCUUCUUCUGUCUUUCGGGAUUUGUGAUCGGAUAUGCCUAUGACGAUCGUAUAGCAAAAAUGGACGUUCUUGAGUUUUUUAAAUCAAGGAUCAUUCGGCUUCACCCGCUGAUUAUAGUAGGAUCAGUAUUAGGCCUGCUGGCAUUUUUGUUCGACCCAUUUGGUGGCCAUCCCGAAUUGUACAGCACCGACAAAAUCAUAUUGAUAUUUUUUUGCUCGAUACUGCUUAUUCCUUUGCCUGUAAUAGCCGACCGUGGUUUUAAUCUGUUUAGCUUCAAUGCACCGUCAUGGUCUUUGUUUUGGGAAUAUGUCGCCAAUAUCGUCUACGCAUUGGUACUUUAUAAGAUCACUCGUGGCUAUCUGCUGCUGUUCAUGAUACUCUCGGCGGUGUCUAUUUGUUCGGUAUGUUACCAUGCCGGCAAUUUAUUGGGCGGCUGGAGCGGCCCAACCUUUUGGCACGGGAGCGCUCGGAUAUCGUAUUCUUUUUUAGCAGGACUUCUUGUUUACCGUUCCAAUUGGAUCAUCAAAAGCAAGCUGGGAUUUAUCGACAUAGCCAUUUUAUUGCUCAUUGCCUUUAUCAUACCAUUCUCAAAAUGGAAUUGGUUAUCUGAACCUUUCGUAGUAUUGUUUUACUUUCCCUUGCUGAUCGCUUUAGGCGCAGGAGCUACGUUAACACCUAGCUUAAAAAAGGUUUGCAUAUUCUCGGGAAAGAUCUCUUACCCAUUGUACAUGACGCAUUACGCUGUGCUAUGGAUGUUUGGUAAUUAUUACAUCAGUCAUAAACCAGGCACUACGCAACUGACGCUCAUCAUCACAGCUGGACUAAUCCUGUUGGUCGGGGCAGCGUACUUUGUAAUGAUAAUUUACGAUAUUCCCGUGAGAAAAUAUUUAAACAAUAAACGAAGUGAAAGGCUUGCUAAAUAA